Drosophila persimilis is the source of this 1044-nucleotide messenger RNA. It is a transcript of the gene Porin2, whose product is annotated as voltage-dependent anion-selective channel. The record is from RefSeq and is a predicted model, not a curated record. NCBI's taxonomy places the organism in Eukaryota, Metazoa, Arthropoda, Insecta, Diptera, Drosophilidae. Gene Ontology annotation, molecular function: voltage-gated monoatomic anion channel activity. Gene Ontology annotation, biological process: monoatomic anion transmembrane transport. Bases 61 to 954 code for a protein of 297 amino acids. Gene Ontology annotation, cellular component: mitochondrial outer membrane. The transcript is spliced from 3 exons.
AAAAUUCGAAAACGCUUUCACUCCGUUAAACCUCAUCCAUUGCAACUCAGUGCGUCUAAAAUGGCACCGCCACCGUAUCCUGACUUGGGAAAGCUGGCACGGGAUCUGUUCAGGCGCGGCUACCAUCCUGGUGUCUGGCAGCUGGACUGCAAGAGCAUGAGCAGCCCGGGCAUUGAGUUUUUCACCACAGGAUUCGCCAGCCAGGAUCACAGCAAGGUGGCCGGCUCCCUGCAGAGCAAGUACAAGAUCGAGGACUCUGGUCUGACGCUGACGGAACGUUGGAAUACAGAUAGUUGGUUCUUUGGCGAGAUCGUGCAGAAGGAUAAGCUGGCCCAGGGCCUGAUGUUGGGCCUGGAGGGCAAGUUCCAGCCAAGUUCUGACUCCAAGGACGGCAAGUUCAAGCUGGGCUAUGUCGAGGACCAUUUCAACUUCCUCACUGACAUGGGCAUCAGCUCGAGCCCCAUCAUGAACUGCUCCCUGGUCUUGGGCCACAAGGAGUUCUUAGGCGGGCUUGGCUGCACGUUUGAUUUGGGAGACACAUCACUCAGCAGCUGGAAAGUUGCCCUGGGCUGGUCCAAUGAUAAGGCCACACUCCAUGGCGAGCUAAAGGAUGGCGACUCCUGGUUGGCAUCGCUCUUCUACAAGCUCAAUGACCAGAUCGAUGCCGCUGUAGAGCUGACCAAAACAGGCGGCGGCGGUGGCGGACCGGAGCCUGCAGAGGGUGAAGCAGAGCAGGCCGGCGGCAGCGACGUGACCGUCGGGGUGGGCAUGAUAUAUCGUCUUGAGGGCGAUGCCCUCAUCCGGGCCAAGAUCAACAGCAAGGCGGAGCUGGGCCUGGGCUAUGAACAGAAGGUGCGUGAGGGCAUCACUGCCUCCAUCUCGGCGGUCCUAGACGGGCGGAAUAUCAGCGAUGGCAACCACAAGUUUGGCGUGGGCUUGGCCCUGGAGUGCUAGAAGUGGUUGAAGUGGUUGAACUGGGAUAAGGGUUAUACAGUGGAUCAAAAUAUAAUAUUUAGCAGAUUGCGAGCAUUUUACAUUCCGAUA